AUGGAGGAAGAUAGGGCGCAAGUCGACCUUGGUGUCGCAGCUGAUAUAGAACAACUGCAGAACGCGCAAGCAAUGCCCAAGCAGCCCAAGAAGCGCUUCGUUGGCAGGAGAGCUGCUGCUGAGACUGCAGCGGGCCGCAAUGGUAGUGGAAGCACAAACAUCGAGGACUCUGGCUCGAUACAGGUGGCACAGUCGAGGCGGGCGCCCAGGCUCCUGAACCAGGUGCCGCCGGAGAUAUUGAACGACCCGGAACUCAAGGCUGCUAUAGCACUCUUGCCCGCGAAUUAUUCGUUUGAGAUCCCCAAAACAAUCCACAAGAUACGCACCUUGGGGUCCAAGAAAGUCGCCCUCCAGAUGCCCGAGGGCUUACUGCUGUUUGCCACGACUGUGUCCGACAUCUUGCAGCAGUUCUGCCCGGGCAUCGAGACCCUCAUCAUGGGGGAUGUCACUUAUGGAGCCUGCUGCAUAGACGAUUACACUGCGAGAGCCAUGGGCUGCGAUCUGCUGGUGCAUUACGCGCACAGCUGCCUGAUUCCUGUGGAUGUCACCAAGAUCAAGACGCUUUAUGUCUUUGUCGACAUCAGCAUCGACACUUCACACCUGCUCGCAACUCUAGAGAGAAACUUCUCUCCUGGAAAGACCAUAGCCAUGGUGGGCACGAUCCAAUUCAACGCUACCAUCCACGGGGUCAAGUCGACCCUGGAGAAGGCUGGCUUCAAGAUUCUGGUCCCCCAGAUCGCGCCCCUAUCCAAGGGUGAGAUUUUAGGUUGCACGUCGCCCAACCUUUCGACAUUUGCGCCGGAUAUGAAGGUAGACAUGAUUCUCUACCUUGGAGAUGGGAGAUUCCACCUCGAGAGCAUCAUGAUCCAUAAUCCCGAGAUCCCUGCCUACCGCUACGACCCUUACUCACGCAAGCUCACCCAUGAGGCCUAUGGUCACGAGGAGAUGCAGGACCUGCGCCGAGAAGCAAUCAAGACGGCCAAAGGAGCGAAGAAAUGGGGACUGAUCUUCGGUUCCCUCGGCCGGCAAGGCAAUCCGAAUACCUUGAUGCUGAUAGAGAAGAAGCUGAGCCAGAUGGGCAUCCCGUUCAUCAACUUGGCACUGAGCGAGAUCUUUCCCGGAAAACUGGCCAUGAUGAGCGAUGUGGAGUGCUGGGUGCAGGUCGCAUGCCCGAGGUUGAGCAUUGAUUGGGGCUACGCCUUCCCAAGGCCGUUGCUGACCGCCUACGAAGCGCUGGUCGCUUUGGAGGAGAAGGAAGACUGGGGCAAAGGCGUUUAUCCCAUGGAUUAUUACGCAAGGGAAGGUCUUGGGAGGACGAAGCCAGCAGUCUCGGUGCUGGCAGCCACUUAG
Messenger RNA from Thyridium curvatum, 1350 nucleotides. RefSeq lists its product as uncharacterized. The record is from RefSeq and is a predicted model, not a curated record. Gene Ontology annotation, biological process: protein histidyl modification to diphthamide. The coding region runs from base 1 to 1350 and encodes 449 amino acids. The transcript is spliced from 2 exons. NCBI's taxonomy places the organism in Eukaryota, Fungi, Ascomycota, Sordariomycetes, Thyridiales, Thyridiaceae. Gene Ontology annotation, molecular function: 2-(3-amino-3-carboxypropyl)histidine synthase activity.